UUGUAACUGUCAUUCAAAUACCUAUUACAUUUUGUAUGUUUAAAGUUCUAACAAAGCCUAAGUACUAUUUUAUUAUUUUUAGCUUUGUCAAAUGAUGUAUUUUCAUUAUUAAUAAUUAAGUAAUAACGAAUUACUUUGAGCAAUUAAUUGUGAUUUCAAUAUCAAAGUUGGAUGAUUGAACAAAACAGCGGGAAAAUUAAUAUUUUUGGCUCACAUUUUGAUAACGAUUUUUUUUAAUUCGUACUAUAAUAUUAAUUUUAUUCAUAAUUAUAAUUUAAGACUUUAAUUCAUAAAUCCGAAUUCGACUAAUUUGUAUUUCUUAUUUUGCAAAAGCUACUAGUGACUACUAGUCGGUACCCAAUACUCGGUAUACUGUUCUGUGGUAAUAGUCAAUAAUUUUGAACUAAACCUUUUAGAAAAAUGUCGGGCUCUAAUGUUUCUAAUUCAAAUUAUGAUGAUGAGAAUUAUAGUUCAACUAAUAACAUUCUUCAAUCACAAAUUGAAUGUCUGGACAAUACUGCAGUAAUAACUGACAACUAUACUCUUUAUGAUGUCCUACAAAAAUUUAAAGACCAAGUCAGAGUUAUGGCUGCAAGAGUGAGUCAGUUGGAUCAAUGUAUGAACCUUGUUAACAAUCCAGCUGAUCCAUCAACACAUCAAGAAAUACUUAAAAUUAAAAAAAGUAUCAUUAAUGGCAUAACUCAUUUAUUAAAAGAGACAAAACCUUUAAAUUAUCCUAAUUUCCAAUCUUUAAGUUCAGUAAAACUUUUAAAAACAUACGAAAAGGUAUCUACAGAAUUUAAACUACUUCUAAAUAACAUUAAACAAGAUAAUGAAAAUGUUAUUAAACGUACUGAUCGCUUCAACAAUUUAUCAAUAUUUAUGAAAGAUUUCCAACAAGAAAUAGACAAAAUUGAAGCUCAAAAUACUAUAAGUACAGAAAUGGAAACUGAAGUUGCUCGAGAAUUUAAGGAAUGCAAAUCUGAUAUGUAUACAUUAUUAUCACAAGUAGAUCCUUCAUCUACAUUGAAAGAAGUUUUGAGUUUACUAGUGGAGUGUAAUGAUGAAAAUGAAGAAGAUUGCUGGGUGGACCUUACAAAUAUGCCUCAUUUAGUCUUGCAAUGUCAUAACUUGAAAAAACAAGGAUUUGUUUUACAAAAUGAACAAAAUAAAUUUCUUUUUAAAUUAAACAUUUAAAUUAUUAUUUUAGUUAAGUUAAGUAUAGUAACUUUUUAUUAACACGUUUAAAAGUAAAAUAUCUUUUUAUUUUUAUUAAAAUGAAAUGUUAUAUUGUUACAGUAUACAAGUUUCUUAUUAUUAUAUUGUAUAGUAUACUACCAUACAUCCAUCUGCCAAUACAAACUUGUAGUUAAAGACAAGUUGUUAUUUUUUGUUUAAUUAAUUUAAAAAAUAUUAAUAAUAAUAAUAAUGAAAUAAAUCAAUGAUUAAGUAUAAUGAAGACCAUGAAUUUUCACCCUAAUCAUAUUCAUUU
Rhopalosiphum maidis (corn leaf aphid) is the source of this 1492-nucleotide messenger RNA. RefSeq lists its product as uncharacterized. Bases 421 to 1197 code for a protein of 258 amino acids. NCBI's taxonomy places the organism in Eukaryota, Metazoa, Arthropoda, Insecta, Hemiptera, Aphididae. The transcript has 7 exons. The record is from RefSeq and is a predicted model, not a curated record.